Toxotes jaculatrix (banded archerfish) is the source of this 14912-nucleotide messenger RNA. RefSeq names its product ryanodine receptor 2b (cardiac) (gene ryr2b). Bases 42 to 14912 code for a protein of 4956 amino acids. The transcript is spliced from 104 exons. The record is from RefSeq and is a predicted model, not a curated record. Gene Ontology annotation, cellular component: Z disc; smooth endoplasmic reticulum; calcium channel complex. Gene Ontology annotation, molecular function: protein binding; calcium ion binding; ryanodine-sensitive calcium-release channel activity. Gene Ontology annotation, biological process: intracellular calcium ion homeostasis; calcium ion transmembrane transport. NCBI's taxonomy places the organism in Eukaryota, Metazoa, Chordata, Actinopteri, Toxotidae.
GGUGCCACUAGCGGCGUCAAAGUCUGUCUAAUGUCGCAAGAAUGACUGACACUGGAGAGGGCGACGACGAAUUCCAGUUUCUACGGACGGGGGAUGAGGUGGUUUUGCAGAGUACCUACACCUCCCAGGAGGAACAUGUGAAGCUCUGUCUUGCCGCAGAGGGAUUUGGUAGCAGACUUUGCAGACUUGAGUCCACCUCAAACUGCAAGAAUGUUCCACCAGAUUUGUCUGUAUGUGGCUUUGUCCUGGCCCAGUGUCUCUCUGUCCGAGCCUUGCAGGAGAUGCUGGCCCAUAGUGAGCACCUGGCUGCAGGGGUGAGGGUCUCUUAUUUCUCGUUAGCUGGAGGAAGCCGUCGCACCCUCCUUUAUGGCCAGGCAGUGUUGUUCCUACACUCAUAUAGUGGCAUGUACCUCAGCUGCUUGUCAUCAUCUCAGUCUUCAGCUGACAAGCUGGCUUUUGAUGUUGGACUGCAAGAGGAUAAAGCAGGUGAGGCAUGUUGGUGGACCGUACACCCAGCUUCUAGACAGAGGUCAGAGGGUGAGAAAGUGCGCGUUGGAGAUGACCUCAUACUGGUCAGUGUGUCCUCAGAGCGAUAUCUGCACCUGUCCUUUGGCACUGUAUUUGACAACAAAAGCUUGAGUGACAGUCUGAUUGUUAAUGCAGCCUUCCAGCAGACUCUCUGGAGUGUCGCUCCCAUCUGCUCUGGAGGUGGAGUUGCUCAAGGAUACCUGAAGGGGGGCGACACAGUGCGGCUACUCCACAGCCACAGUGACGCUUGUUUGACAAUUCCCUCCACAGAGCAGGGAGAGGAGCUGCAAAGGAUAAUGCAUUAUGAGAUUGGAUCUGUCUCUAGCCAUGCCCGCUCUCUCUGGAGGCUUGAGAUUCUGCAUGUUGUUUGGAGUGGUAGGCAUACUUGCUGGGGUCAGCCUUUCAGACUGCGCCAUGUGACUACUGGGAGGUACUUGGGACUUACAGAGGAGAAAGGCCUGCAUCUAGUUGAUCGGGACAAGGCAGACAUCAACACAACCUCCUUCUGUUUCCGAUCCUCGAAGGAGAAGCAUGAAACUGGCACAAAGACUAUUGUCGAUGGCAUGGGGAUCCCAGAGAUCAAGUAUGGAGAUUCCAUUUGUUAUAUCCAGCAUGUCAACUCUGGGCUCUGGCUCACCUACCAAGCCACUGAUGCCAAGUCUUCCCGCAUGGGAAGUUCUCAGCGGAAGGCCAUUUUGCAUAGUGAGGGUCACAUGGACGAUGGCCUGACGCUGUCUCGAUCUCAGAGGGAAGAAUCUCACACUGCCAGACUCAUACGGAGUGCUGUUCUUCUCUUCACUCAGUUUAUCAGGAAACUGGAUGGUUUUGGCCAGCAAGGAAACCUACCCUCUGUCAGCCUGCCGACGGAGAUUGUAACAUGCAGUCUGCAGGAUCUAAUAAAGUAUUUCCAGCCUCCGCUGGAGGGGCUAGGCCAUGAAGCUAAACAGAACAGCAUGACAUCUCUAAAGAAUCGGCAGAACAUGUUUCAAGAAGAGGGUGUGAUAGAUUUGGUCCUCGAUUGUAUUGACCAUCUACACCAAUAUAGUAAUGCUUCUCAUUUUGCUGAAGCUGCUCAGAGUGAGACAGGAGAAGAGUGGGAGACCAUACUCAACAGUUUCUAUGAGCUACUAGCUGCUCUGAUCCGGGGAAACCGCGUAAACUGUGCACAUUUCUCAGGUUCUCUAGACUGGCUGAUCAGCAGAUUAGACCGGCUGGAGGCCUCCUCUGGAGUCUUGGAGGUCCUGCACUGUAUCCUAGUGGAAAGCCCUGAAGCACUCAAUGCCAUUAAAGAAGGACACAUUCAUUCUAUCAUCUCUUUUCUAGACAAGCAUGGAUGCAACCACAAGGUGCUGGAGGUGCUGUGCUCGCUGUGUGUGUGCAAUGGUGUGGCAGUGCGGUCCAAUCAGAACCACAUCUGUGACAACCUGCUGCCUGACAGAGACUUGCUGCUUCAAACACGUCUGGUUAAUCAGGUCACCAGCAUGAGACCAAACAUCUUCCUAGCAAUGGGGGAAGAUACAGCCCAGCAUCGCAGGUGGUACUACGAGCUGGUUGUGGAUCAUGUCGACCCCUUCCUCACAUCUGAGCCCACCCACCUGCGUGUUGGCUGGGCUUCCACUGAGAGUUACCAUCCCAGGCCCACAGGAGGAGAAGGCUGGGGGAGCAAUGGGGUGGGAGACGACCUCUGCUCCUACGGAUUUGAUGGGCUUCACCUCUGGUCAGGCUGUGUGGGCCGCAGAGUGAGCUCUCCCUUCCCUCACCUGCUGAGAAAUGACGAUGUGGUCAGCUGCUGUCUCGACCUCAGUGAUCCCUGCAUAUCUUUCCGUGUCAACGGUCUUCCUGUGCAGGGCAUGUUUGAGAACUUCGGUGCUGAUGGACUUCUUUAUCCUGUGGUCAGCUUCUCAGCUGGAGUCAAGGUUCGUUUUAUGUUUGGGGGAAGACAUGGUGAGUUUCGCUUCCUGCCACCGCCAGGUUUUGCUCCAUGCUCUGAGGCACUGCUCCCCAAAGUCAAGCUAAAUGUAGACCCAUGUCAGAAAUUCAUCUUGGAUCAUGGAGAUGGGAAACAAGAACUCAUCGGCCCCAUAGUACCUGUUACUCCAGUUACCUUCACUCCCACACCAGUAGACAUUAGCAAGGUAGUAUUACCCUCACAACUUGAAGACAUUCGAGAUAAAAUGGCUGAGAACAUUCAUGAACUCUGGGUAAUGGACAAGAUUGAUCUUGGAUGGACACAUGGACCUGUGAGAGAUGAGGGUAAGAGGCAUGAUCCUUGUCUGGUGGAGUUCUCCAAGCUGCCAGAGCAGGAGAGGAACCAGAACCUUCAGGUGGCUCAGGACACCCUCAGGACUCUCCUUGCUCUUAGUUUCCACAUUGGUUUGACUGAUGACCAUGCUGCGGAGAGAGUCAAGUAUAUGAGACUAGCCACCAAGUAUGAGCAGCCCAGUGGUUAUAGACCUGCCCCAGUAGACUUGAGCCAGGUUUUUCUGAGCCCCGUCCAUCAGGAAGUGGUUAACUUGUUGGCAGAGAAUGAUCACAAUGUAUGGGCCAGAGAGCGUAUCAAACAGGGAUGGACCUAUGGAGCCCAACAGGAUGUGAAAGCGAAGCGGAGCCCGUACCUUGUGCCUUACAGCCUUCUUGAUGAAAGGAGUAGGAGAGUGGGCAUAGAGAGUGUCAGAGAGAUUGUUUGUACCCUGCUGGCUUAUGGUUACAGCCUGGAGCCUCUCAACCAGGAACAGACCACAUUAUCAAAGACAUGUCUCUUCUCUGCUGAGAUGUGCAGAGUGUUCAGGCCAGAUAAAUCAUAUGCUGUGACCCGGGGGAAGUGGUAUUUUGAAUAUGAAAUACUGACAGCAGGGAGUAUGAGAGUGGGCUGGGCCAGACCAGGCUGUACCCCUGAUAAAGAGCUCGGCUCAGAUGACCAGGCUUAUGUCUUCGAUGGAUCUGAGGCUCAGUGGUACCAUCAGGGCGGUGAACCCCUGGGACGUCCGUGGCAGAGAGGCGAUGUGGUGGGCUGCUUGGUGGACAUGGCUGAACACACCAUGGUGGUCACGCUCAAUGGAGAGGUGCUGUUUAAUGACAGAGGAUCAGAGCUGGCUGCCAAGGACUUUGAUAUCGGAGACGGCCUAUUGCCUGUGGUCAGUGUUGGGGUGAACCAGGUGGGGAGGCUGAACCUGGGCCGCAAGCUGGGCUCUCUGCAGUACUUCGGUGUGUGUGGCCUGCAGGAGGGCUAUGAGCCAUUUGCUGUCAACAUGGCCAGAGAUCCAGCCCUGUGGAUGAGUUGGAAUCAGCCUCAGUUUACUUCCAUCUUACCUGAUGAUCACAACUUACAAGUUACGAAAACCAGUGGCUCAACGGAUUCCUUAUCCAGCCUGAGGGUCUCUCAGCGGCUGUUUGCACACCACAGUGGAGGAAGUGAGAUAGGCUUUUACCGGCUCAGCAUGUCUGUUGAAUGUGCUGCUAUCCUCACUAGCCCUGCAGGGGGUGUGCUUCCUGUGGCCUCCAACACUCUCUCUCCAGGAAGGAAAGAGCAGGAGGAGGUGGACUCUGACUUUGAAGUGCUGAUGAAGUCAGCCCACAGCUUUGCUGGCUCAAGAGAUGAGCUCAACCAUAAGGAUCACAGCCAAGACAAGACAUCAAGAUUGAAACAGCGGUUCAUGCUGAAGAGGACUAAACCAGGCCUAGUCAGCAGCAACUCAUCUGCUCGGCUUCUCGAGGAUGUUGUAGUUGACAAAGAUAACCAUGAUCACCUGAUCCAGAGCUCCAGAUAUUACUACUCAGUGAGGGUUCUUCCAGGCCAGGAGCCGUUUAAUGUGUGGGUAGGCUGGGUGACCCCUGACUUUCAUCAGUAUGACAUGACAUUUGACGCUGACUAUGUCCACACUGUGACUGUCACCCUCGGAGACGACAGUGGCAAAGUCCAGGAAAGUGUGAAGCGGUGUAACUGUUACAUGGUGUGUGCUGGAGAAGCAACAGGCCUGUCUCAGAGUCGAAGAAGUGCAGGGUUGGAAAUUGGCUGCUUGAUUGACACAGCCACUGGGCUGCUUACCUUUACCUCCAGUGGAGUGGAAAUGGCUACCUUCUAUCAAGUGGAAGCCAGUACAAAGCUGUUUCCUGCUGUUUUUGUCAAGCCCACUACCAGCCACAUGUUUCAGUUUGAACUGGGACGCGUUAAGAAUGUGAUGCCGCUAUCAGCAGGUUUGCUCCGCAGCCAAAGAAGAAAUGCCACCCCUCAGUGUCCUCCAAGGUUUCAAGUGCAACAUCUCAGCCUGCUUUCAUGGACCAGAGUACCAGACAAUGCACUAAAGGUGUUGGUAGAUCGGCCAGACGAGCGCCACGGCUGGAGAAUCCAGUGCUCUGAGCCCCUGCAAGUCAUGACCCUUCAGAUCCCUGAUGAAAACAGGUCUGUUGACAUUUUGGAGCUCUCUGAACUUGAUGACCUCUUGACCUUUCACCGGCACACCCUCCUCCUCUACUGCUCUUUAUGCACCCUUGGAAACACCAGAGUUUGCCAUGCCCUCUGCAGUCACGUGGACCAGUCCCAGGUCCUUCAUGCAAUUCAGAGUCCUCACCUCCCUGGCCCACUCCGCUCUGCAUUUUACCAGCUACUUAUUCAGGUUCACCUCAGUAGCCACACCACAGCAUGUCUCAUGAUGAGCCAUGAAUACAUUGUGCCUAUGACAGAUCAGACGAGAGAAAUCACCCUUUACCCCAGCCCUGCUAAUGUCCUUAAUAGGGGAAGUCGGCAAACUCCAGAAGACAUUCCGAGCAUUAGUCUUAGCACAUCCCUUAAACCACGGAUGCACUUCUCAUCUCCUUGUUUUGUCAGGAGUGAUGGGAUAGAAGCAGAUGGUGACCUUGAAAUAGCCUGCAGAGACAGCCCAGAAAUCCCUUUGGAGAUACUGAAGCAUCUCACUGUCGAGAUGCUCACUGCAGGGGUAUGUACUGUGGGUCAGGGCGUGAGGGAUCCUGUAGGAGGCAGCAUUGAGCUUCUGCUGGUUCCCCUAAUUAGACUGUUCUAUACCCUGCUGGUGAUGGGGGUAUUUGGGGAUGACGAUCUGGGUAAAGUUCUGAGACUGCUGGAGCCGAGAGUCUUCUCCAUAGAUGGUGAAACGCCUGAGGAGAAAGAAGAAGAAGAGGCGAGUGAUGAUGAUGAAAAGGAGUGGAGAGGGGGCAACAAAAAGGAAAAUGACACACCUAGACAAGGACUUCUUCAAAUGAAGCUUCCAGAAGCUGUCAAACUUGAGCUCUGCCAUUUGCUGUCCUACCUCUGUGACAGCCAGGUGCGCCACAGGGUAGAAGCUGUGGUUGCCUUCUCUGACAACUUUGUGGGUCAGCUGCAGGAGAACCAGCGUUUUCGCUACAACCAGGUCAUGCAGGCACUCAACAUGUCUGCCGCCCUAACUGCCCGCAAGACCAAGGAGUUCCGCUCACCUCCACAGGAACAGACCAACAUGUUGCUGAGCUUCAGAGACAGUGAGCAGCAGGAAAACUGUCCAUGUCCACUGGAAAUCCAACAGCUACUGCAAGAAUUCCAUCACCUCCUCAGCACCCACUGUGGCAUUGAAUUGGACAAUGACUCAGAGGAUAAAGAGGAUGGUGAGAUGUCUGUAAAAGAUCGACUUCUGAGUCUAGUGAUGAGAGUUUCUGGGCUGAAGAAGAAAGCCAUAGAAAUAGAGGAGUGUAGAUCACAGAGUUCCAAGUCCCUCAAAGAGCUGAUCUCUGAGACGAUGGUGUGCUGGGCCCAAGAGACUGAAAUGGAGGACCCUGAACUGGUCAGAGCUGUUUUCUCAUUGCUACAUCGCCAGUAUCAGGGCCUUGGGGGCCAAAUGGCAGGACCGCUCUGCAGAGCCUAUACCAUCAGCCAUGCUUCAGUGGAGGACACCAUGACUCUCUUGUCUUCCCUGGGCCAAAUCCGUUCUCUCCUCAGUGUCCGCAUGGGGAAAGAAGAGGAGAGGCUGAUGAUCAGAAGACUUGGAGACAUCAUGAAUAAUAAAGUUUUCUACCAACACCCCAACCUAAUGAGGGCACUGGGGAUGCAUGAGACCGUGAUGGAGGUGAUGGUCAAUGUUCUCGGAGAAGGGGAAUCAAAGGAAAUUACUUUUCCCAAGAUGGUAGCCAGCUGCUGUCGAUUCCUGUGUUAUUUUUGCCGUAUCAGCCGUCACAAUCAGGGAGCCCUAUUUGACCAUCUCAGCUACCUGCUGGAAAACAGCAGUGUUGGACUAGCUUCACCGUCCAUGCGUGGAGCCACUCCUCUAGAUGUGGCAGCUGCCUCUGUAAUGGAUAAUAACGAACUGGCCUUAGCACUGAAGGAACCCGACCUAGAGAAGGUGGUGCAGUACCUCGCUGGCUGUGGUCUCCAGAGCUGUCCUAUGCUAGUGGCGAAAGGCUAUCCUGAUCUUGGAUGGAACCCUGUUGAAGGCGAACGUUACCUGGAUUUUCUACGUUUUGCUGUCUUCUGCAAUGGUGAGAGUGUAGAGGAAAAUGCGUAUGUGGUUGUGAGGUUGCUGAUUCGUCGGCCUGAGUGUUUUGGCCCUGCCCUGCGAGGUGAUGGGGGAAAUGGUCUCCUAGCAGCCAUGGAGGAAGCCAUCAGGAUCUCUGAGGACCCCUCUAUGGAUGGACCUUGCACCACUCACCAGUCCAGCAGAACACUAGAUGUCCAGGACCACGAUGAUGACCUCAUUCACAUGGGACACGCCAUCAUGACAUUCUACUCAGCCCUUAUUGACUUGCUGGGGCGCUGUGCUCCGGAGAUGCAUUUAAUUCAAGGAGGCAAAGGAGAAGCCAUCCGCAUCCGGGCCAUUCUGAGGUCGCUCAUCCCCAUACAGGACCUUGAGGGAGUCAUCAGCAUCUCCUUUCAAGUCCCCUCAGUGUCUAAAGAUGGUCUGGUGGUUGAGCCUGACCUUUCUACAGUGUUCUGCCCAGACCACAAGGCUGCUAUGGUUCUCUUCCUGGACCGAGUUUAUGGCAUCGAGAACCGGAGUUUUUUUCUCCACCUUCUAGAAGUUGGUUUUCUGCCUGACCUUCAGGCAGCUGUCUCGCUUGACACUGUUGAUUUAGGAUCCACUGAUAUGGCCCUGGCCCUCAACAGAUACUUGUGUACAGCUGUGCUUCCCCUUCUCACCAAAUGUUCAGCUCUCUUCUGUGGAUUAGAGGACCAUACCUUGCUGGUUGAUUCUGUCAUCCAGGCAGUCUACAGCCUCUCCAGAGCUCAUAGCUUGACCAAGGCUCAGAAGGACACUAUAGAGGAUUGUUUGUUGGUUGUGUGCAGUAAACUCCAGCCAUCUAUGAUGCAGCCCCUUCUUCGCCGUCUUGUCUUUGAUGUUCCCCAUCUCACGGACAACAGCAAGAUGCCACUAAAGCUCUUGACCAAUCACUACGAGCAGAGGUGGAAGUACUACUUCCUAACUGGUGGGCAGGGUGACCAGAGUUUGGCCUCCGAAGAGGAGCUCCACCUGUCUAGAAAAUUGUUCUGGGGAGUGUUUAAGGCCUUGGCAAAGAAGCCUUAUGAGCCUCAGCUAUUUAGGCUGUGCGUCCAAUGCCUGGCUGCAGUGGCUAAGGCCGUGCCUCCUGACCACAUGGACUCAAGCUGUGCUUCUCAGAUGGAGAAAAAAACCUCCAUGGACGCAGAUGAACACUUUGACCCCCAGCCUGUAGAUACCUCCAACGUGUCAGUGCCAGAGAGACUGGAGUUCGUCGUGAACAAGUACUCAGAGCAUACUCACGAGAAGUGGUCACUGGACAAGUUUGCCAAUGGCUGGGUUCACGGGGAGCAGCUAUGUGAGAACACCAAGGUUCACCCUCUCCUCAAGCCGUACAGGACCCUGGCAGAGAAGGAGAAGGAAGCAUACCGCAGGGCCAUGAAAGAGACGAUAAAGAGUAUGCUGGUGUUUGGAUGGACCAUAGAGAGGACUAAAGAAGGAGAUGCAUUUGGCAUACAUACCCGUACACGCAGAGUCUCUCAGUCUGGACAGCUGUCUUUUGAAGGAGCAUCAACCUUUAGCCCCAAACCAAUGGACAUGAGCAGCAUCACCUUAUCGUGGGAGCAGUGUGCUAUGGCUGAACAGUUAGCUGAAAACUAUCACAAUGCCUGGGCCAAGAGGAAGAAAUCAGAGCUUGAGAGUAAAGGAGGGGGUGGCCAUUCAAUGCUUGUACCCUAUGAUACCCUAACUGCCAAGGAGAAGACCAAAUUCAGAGAAAGAGCCCAGGACGUCCUUAAGUUCCUUCAGCUCAAUGGCUACACUGUGUGGAGGGAUCGGAAGACAGUGGAGAUGGACUUUCCAGCCACAGCCAACGGCUUUAGCUACACUCUCCUUCAGCGGCUCCUGUCUCACACUGAGGAGGCCCAAGAGCACAUGCUGGAGCUGGCCAGAGGACAGAUUUCUAAAGGAGAGAGAGUUCCACACCGGCCAAUACAUUUUUUUCCCAAGGUCAUUCUUCCUCUUUUGGAGCAAUAUGUGAAAAGCCACCGCCUGUAUUUCCUGUCCACUUCUCUGUGCUCAAGUGGUAACAGAAGCCAUGCUUCAAAAAAAGAAAAGGAGAUGAUUGCAUGCCUCUUUUGUAAGGUUGCAACUCUAGUAAGACACAGAAUCUCACUCUUUGGUAAGGACGCCCUGUCAGUUGCAAGCUGCCUUCAUGUUUUGGCUCAGGCUCUGGAUGCCAGGACGUUGAUAAAGUCAGCCCCAGAGUCUAUCCAAGCAUCUCUACACUCAUUCUUUGAAGCAGCUGCAGCUGAUCUGGAGAUGACUGUGGAAAACCUUUCUGUGACCUUGGUCUCUUUGCCUCAGAGCAGGAGUCAGCAAGUUAGAGGAGUAACCAAGGUUCUCAGCUACACAACCUCCAUUCUUCUCCCCACCCUCACUUCCCUCUUCCAGCAUCUUGGCAACCAGAACUUUGGAGCGGACCUCCUGGUGGGCGGUAUCCAAGUGUCCUGUUACAGGAUCCUCAACAGCCUCUACUCUCUUGGCAACAGUAGCAGCAUCUACAUGGAGGGGCAGAGGCCAGCAGCAGGUGCUUGUCUGGCAGCCCUGGCUGGUGCUUUUCCUGUAUGUUUCCUGGAGCCAAAUCUCAACCAAAACAACUCUUACUCCAUUUACAACACCCUGAGUGCUGCUGAGAGAGAAGACCUGGGGCUGCCAGAUCAGGUGGAGGACAUCUGUCCCCUCCUUCCUUCCCUGGAACAGGCUUUGGGGGAAGUGGAGGAGUUGGCAGCUGCUGGUGCCGGAGCUCGCCAGGCCCACUACGUCCAUGUCACGGAGGUCAUCUUGCCCGUGCUGUGCAGCUACAUGUCCUGUUGGUGGCACUGGGGCCCUGAGGGCGAGGCAGCCAGCCCAGUCUGCACCUCUGUCAUUCCUCAGCAUGCUAGUGACCUACUUGGCCACAUCCUCUGUAUCAUACACAACCAUGUGGGCACUAGCCAGGGUGACUGGAUGAAACGGCUGGCAGUUUUUUCUCAGCCAAUUAUAUUUAAAGCCCACGCUGAGCUGCUAAAGAGCCACUUCCUGCCACUGAUGGAAAAGUUGAGGAAGAGGGCAGAAUGUGUGCUGCUGGAGGAGGAACAGAUGAAAGCAGAAGGGUGCUGUGCCUCUGAAGCAGAGUUGCAGAUACAGGAGAAGUUCACGGUGCUGGUGCGAGACCUCUAUGCCUUCUACCCCCUCCUCAUCCCGUUUGUGGAUUCUAAUCGAGCCAGCUGGUUGAAAGAGUCGAACCCUGAGGCUGAGCAGCUGUUCAGCAUGGUGGCAGAGGUCUUUAUAUUCUGGGCCAAAUCUCACAAUUUCAAAUGGGAGGAACAAAACUAUGUGGUCCAAAAUGAAAUCGACAACUUGGCUUUCUUGGUCAACGACAAAGUAUCCAAGUCUCUAAAAAAUGCAGUUUAUCUUCAUUUCCAGUUUGGCCAUGAGAGGAGGAAGAUGAAGAGGAAGGGGGAUCGGUAUUCCGCGCACACCUCUCUCAUUGUGGCUUCCAUGAAGAGGCUUCUCCCUGUGGGACUGAGGAUUUGUUUUCCAAAUGACCAGAGCCUUAUCAUGUUGGCUAAGAGCAGCUUCACUCAGAAGAACACGGAAGAUGAGAUUCGAGAGCAUGUUUUCCAUGGCCUCAUGCAUCUUCAGAGCCAGCAGGGAUACCUGAGCCAGCUAGGGGACAUCACUGAUGCCCAAAGGACUGUAGACAGGAUUGUGGGAAUAGCUCGAGUCCUUUAUUACUUGGACCAGGUGGAACACCCACAGAGAAGUAAAAAACCAGCGUGGCACAAGGUCCUAUCUAAACAGAGGAAACGAGCAGUCGUGGCCUGCCUAAGGAUGGCUCCCCUCUACAACCUACCCAGACACAGAGCUGUCAACCUGUUCCUCCAAGGCUACAAUAAAUCCUGGAUAUCAACUGAGGACCAGAGCUUUGAGGAGAAGCUCGUGGAGGAUUUAGCAGUGAGUGGAAAAGGAGGCCGGGAAGAAAAGGAUGUGGAAGAAGGUGCCAAACCAAUCGAUCCUCUCCUACAACUCAUUACACUCUUCAGUCGAAGCGCCCUGACAGAAAGGAGUAAGCUUGGAAAUGACAGUCUCUAUAAGUCCUAUGCUGCUAUUAUGGCUAAGAGUUGCCAUAGAGAGGCUGAUGACACUGAAGAACAGGAGGUGGAAAGCUUUGAAGAGAAGGAGAUGGAGAAACAGAAGUUGCUCUACCAGCAGGCCAGGCUGCACCUUCGUGGAGCUUCUGAGAUGGUCCUGCAAAUUAUCAGUGCCAGCAAAGGGGCCAUGAGCUCUAUGAUUGCUCCUACACUGAAGCUGGGCAUUGCUGUUCUCAACGGAGGGAAUGCCCCUGUUCAACAGAAAAUGCUGGAUUAUCUGAGACAGAAGCGAGAUGUUGGCUUCUUUCAGAGCAUGGCUGGACUCAUGCGGUCAUGUAGUGUUCUGGAUCUGAAUGCAUUUGAGAGGCAGAACAAAGCAGAAGGAUUAGGCAUGGCCAUGGAUGAGAGCUCAGGAGAGAAAGUGAUGCCUGACAAAGACCUAACCUCUGACCUGUUCCGGUUUCUACAACUGCUCUGUGAAGGACACAACUCAGAUUUCCAGAAUUACUUGAGAACGCAAUCCGGCAACAACACUACUGUGAACAUCAUAAUAUCCACUGUGGACUAUUUACUAAGAGUACAGGAAUCAAUCAGUGACUUCUACUGGUACUACUCAGGAAAGGAUGUGAUUGAUAUACAUGGCCAACACAACUUCUCCAAGGCCAUCGAAGUGGCCAAACAAGUCUUCAACACACUCACAGAGUACAUACAGGGCCCAUGUACUGGGAACCAGCAGAGUCUAGCUCACAGUCGUCUGUGGGACGCUGUAGUGGGAUUCCUCCAUGUCUUUGCCCACAUGCAAAUGAAGCUGUCUCAGGAUUCAAGGCAAAUCGAGCUUCUGAAAGAGCUGAUGGAUUUACAAAAGGACAUGGUUGUGUUUUUGCUUUCCAUGUUAGAAGGUAAUGUUGUCAAUGGAACUAUUGGAAAGCAGAUGGUGGAUAUGUUGGUGGAAUCAUCAGGCAAUGUGGAGAUGAUCCUCAGAUUCUUUGACAUGUUCCUCAAACUUAAAGACCUCACCUCCUCAGAUGCCUUCAAAGAGUAUGACCCUGAUCGUAAGGGCUGCAUAUCCAGGAAAGACUUUCAGAAAGCCAUGGAAAAUUGUAAGCGUUUCUCCCAAGCUGAGACUGCUUUCCUCCUCUCCUGUGCGGAGACUGACAAAAGCGAAAUUGUGGAUUAUGAGGCCUUUGUGGAUCGCUUCCAUGAUCCGGCCAAAGACAUCGGCUUCAGCAUCGCUGUUCUCCUCACCAAUUUGUCCGAACACAUGCCCAACGAUUCUAGAUUAAGGACGUUCUUGGAACUGGCAGAGUGUGUCUUGACUUACUUCCAGCCGUAUCUAGGAUGCAUUGAGAUCCUUGGCAGUGGGAAGCGCAUUGAACGUGUCUACUUUGAGAUCAGUGAAUCGAGCCGCACACAAUGGGAGAAGCCACAGGUCAAGGAGUCCAAGAGGCAGUUCAUUUUUGACGUGGUCAAUGAAGGCGGAGAGAAGGAGAAAAUGGAGAUGUUUGUCAAUUUCUGCGAGGACACCAUCUUUGAGAUGCAGCUUGCAGCCCAGAUAUCUGACCCUGACACUGGAGAGAGGUAUGCUGGAAAAGAUGUAGAUGAAAAGGGCAGGAGUGAAGAGGAAGGCCUGGAUAAGAAAGGGAUGUUUUUCAUGUAUCAUUGGUGGCUUCUGCUGACGUCUCUAUUUUCUGUGAAAGCCCUGAAGAAAUUGAUGAGGAUGACUCUGAAGGAUAUCCUCAUGUCUGCUGUUUUCUUCCUAAGGUUUAUUUUUAUGGCUCAGGUCCGGUGCAUUUCUAUUGUAAUUCACGGCAUCAUGUAUGUUCUGUACAUAGCCUUUGUCAGUGGGGGGCUCAUAGAGGGAGCCAAAAGGAUUAGGAUAUCAGACUUGCUCGGUGGUAUCCUUGAGCCAACUCUUGAUGAGGUCAUGGAGGUGCCAAGCGGUGUGGAUCGGCUGCGGAAGUACUCAGCCAGUUUCUCUUCCCAGAGAGAAUUGAGGGAGAUCGGGCAGGUGGCAGCUGUGACCUCCCCCAGGGAGGUGGAUGUAUUGUCAGACAUAUUCGGCCUCAAAGUGAAGAAGGAGGGGGGUCAAUACAGACUUAUGACACAAGACGUCACUGCCAGUCUGACUGACUUGUUCAACACAACCUCCAGAACAACUGCCACUGCUGAUUUUUCUGAAAAGCAUCAGAGGACGCAGUUUAAAGCCCACACUGUCACAGAGGAAAAAGCAGAGGAUGAGAAAAUGCCUAAAUUAGCAAACACAACAAGGAAGGAAUCUGAGAAGAAAACUGGGAAGGAGAAAGCAGAUGCAGGAUGGAGAGCCAAGAGAUGCUCUAAUAAGUCAGAGGAACCAGAGAGCCAACAUUCUGCCCUCUGGGAGACGAUAAGCACUUGCAACAAGAGUCUACUGAACUACUUUGCAAGAAAUUUUUAUAAUAUGCGCUUGCUGGCUCUCUUUGUGGCCUUUGCUAUCAACUUCAUCCUGCUCUUCUAUAAGGUAGCUACCUUGCCUGCAUCACAAGAAGAGGAAGGAGUGAUCACAUCUGUUUACAGCAAAGCCGUGGACUCUGCUGCACAAGACGACAAGGGCAGAGUUUAUUUUGUGCUAGAGGAGAGUAGUGGAUACAUGGAGCCAUCUCUGCGCUUCCUUGCUGUAGCACACACAAUCAUCUCCUUCUGUUGUAUAAUUGGUUAUUAUUGCCUCAAGGUACCAUUGAUGAUCUUCAAACGUGAAAAGGAAGUGGCACGAAGGCUGGAGUUUGAUGGGCUGUACGUGACAGAGCAGCCUCCCGAGGAGGACAUCAAAGGGCAAUGGGACCGACUGGUCAUUAACACGCCAUCAUUUCCAAGUAAUUACUGGGAUAAAUUUGUGAAAAGAAAGGUGAUGGAUAAGUAUGGCGAGUUUUAUGGCCGUGAGAAGAUCAGUGAACUCCUAGGUCUGGACCAAGCUGCUUUAGACUUCAGCUCUGAGAGAAAAGAAAGGAAGUGGCUCAAGAGAGACACUGCCUGGGGUGCUCUAUUUAACUCCAUUGACAUGAAGUACCAGGUCUGGAAAUUAGGAGUUGUGUUCACUGACAAUUCCUUCUUGUACUUGGCUUGGUACAUGACCAUGUCGGUUCUGGGUCAUUAUAACAACUUCUUCUUUGCUGCCCACCUUUUGGACAUCGCCAUGGGCUUUAAGACACUUCGUACCAUCCUUUCCUCUGUCACACACAAUGGGAAACAGUUGGUCCUGACUGUUGGCCUGUUGGCAGUUGUGGUGUAUCUCUACACUGUUGUGGCCUUCAACUUCUUCAGAAAGUUUUACAACAAAAGUGACGACAAGGACACCCAAGACAUGAAGUGCAAUGACAUGCUCACUUGCUACAUGUUCCACAUGUAUGUGGGGGUGCGUGCGGGUGGGGGCAUUGGUGAUGAGAUUGAGGACCCUGCUGGAGAUGAGUUUGAGGUGGAGCGCAUCGUCUUUGACAUCACGUUUUUCUUCUUCGUCAUCAUCAUCCUCUUGGCCAUCAUCCAGGGCUUGAUAAUUGAUGCCUUUGGGGAGCUUCGUGACCAGCAGGAACAGGUGAAAGAGGAUAUGGAGACCAAGUGUUUUAUAUGUGGAAUAGGAAGUGAAUACUUUGAUACAGUCCCUCAUGGCUUUGAGACUCACACUCUACAGGAGCACAACCUGGCCAACUACCUAUUUUUUCUGAUGUACCUUAUUAACAAGGAUGAGACUGAACACACGGGGCAGGAAUCCUAUGUGUGGAAAAUGUACCAGGAACGUUGCUGGGAAUUCUUUCCUGUGGGAGACUGUUUCCGUAAGCAGUAUGAGGAUCAGCUGGGAUGA